AUGAGCUCUCGAAUGCCAUGGCGACUCUGCCAGAGUAGUCGACCUUUACGCCAAUGGCCACUUGUUACAGCCAGCUCAUUGCUACAGUCAUCAAUUGCGCUGCGAAUAGCAUCCCGUUCCAUCCAUAAUGAUGGUCCAAAGAACUUGAACCCGCUCAUCAACCCUCCCGACGUCACGCGACCACCGCCGCUCACUCUUCCUCGACGCAGAGACUUUGAAUCGGCACCCAAAUAUUAUUUUGAGCUGGGAAAAGGAUACCUCAAGUUCUACAAACAGGGUCUCAAGAAUGUAUGGACGAGCCGACGUCUUCUUCGCGAAAAGCUCCAGCGAACGCCCGCCGAUGAUCGACCAUCCAUUUUCCGACCUCACUAUGUUCCCAAGACAUUCUCAAGAGCCGACUGGGUCCUUCUCUGGCGGGUGCGACACGAUAUGAUACGACUGCCUCUGUUUGGACUAAUGUUGGUUGUCAUUGGGGAAUUCACCGUUCUGGUCGUUGCCUACGUUGACGCUGUUGUACCAUACCCAUGCAGGAUACCUACCCAAAUAUUCUCGGCGCUAGAGAAGGGAGAGCAGCGUCGCAAGGCUUCCUUUGAUGAGCUGGAAGCAAAGUACCCUCACGGCGUCCUUAGCCCACGUGUUACACAAGCCGUCGCCCGCGCGCAUGUCCUCAAGAGUCUACACCUGAGCGGUACCAUAUGGGAUCGUCUAGGCUUUAUGCCUCCUGGCAUGUGGCAAGCCAAGGGACGGUAUCGCAUGGCGUAUCUGGAGGGUGAUGACAAGAACAUCCUGGAGGACGGUGGACCUAUGGGACUACACUACGAAGAGCUAAGGAUUGCGUGCGCAGAACGAGGUAUCGACACGCUUGGCAAGAGUGAGACGGAGUUGAGAGGAUGGCUCGGUGACUGGCUACGCUUGACGGCCUCUGAGGAUAUCGAUGAGAGAAGACGACGCAUGGCCGUCUUGUUUCUAACUAGACCAGAAUACUGGCCUCAACAUCGGGAUUUCGCUGUGCCUGAGUGGCAGUUGUAA
Molecule: messenger RNA, 1029 nt
Organism: Fusarium coffeatum
Lineage: Eukaryota; Fungi; Ascomycota; Sordariomycetes; Hypocreales; Nectriaceae
Exons: 2
Coding region: 1-1029 (342 amino acids)
Biological process (GO): intracellular monoatomic cation homeostasis
Cellular component (GO): mitochondrial inner membrane
Molecular function (GO): ribosome binding
Source: RefSeq, a predicted model, not a curated record